GAAUAAUUUGUUUUUUUUUAUUCGUUUGAAACAUUUUGUACGAAUUUUCAUUACUUGAAAAAUAAUUGAUUAAAAAAAUGCAACUAGAAAAAAAAGAUGAAACAAAGAUAAAAAACCACGACCCAAUUUAUUCUUAUUUUUUAACGUUACAACAGCCAACAAAUUCAAUAGCUUGUGUCGUUUUACAAAAACCUGUUUUCUUAAAAACGCCAACAAAAAAACAAUCUGUAUUAGUUAUUGCAAGAAGCAACCAUCUGGAUUUUUAUUAUAUUCGUAAGACAUUAUGGAACGGUUCCACGAACGACCUUAUAACAAAGAAAAGUGUUUUAUUUUCAACUCCAAUUUAUACACCUAUUGAAACCAUGCUAGGAUGGUAUCCUUCUAAGAAUUUUCAGUGUUCCUAUCCUAAAGGGGAAGCAAAAACUAUUCAUUCACAUCUUGAUUCCAGCUUGCACCAGGAUGGUCUCGUUUUAUUAUCGAAAUCUUUACGCCUUUAUCUUGUUAUACCUCAUUAUACUCGUCAAACCGUUCAGGUUCUUUCUACAAUCAAUUUAAAUGAAUUAUCGGGUGUUAAUAUUGAAACUCAACCGUUAAUAGCCAUAGAUCCAUUCUCACAAUAUCUAUUUCUUUACGUUCAUAACAUGACAUUCUAUUUGAUAAAAAUCAAUUACUAUGAACGAAAAUCUCUUAAUAAACCUGCGUUUUGGAAAUUGGAAAGCCCCAAAAUAUUUAAAUCGUCAAGAAUUGUUCCUACUCAUAUUAUGUUCUACUGUGAAAAAUAUUUCAGAAAGGAUAUGAAAAGAAUGUCUUAUAAAAAAAAAUACAAUGGUCGAAAUCCUGUGAUAAAAAAUUGUCACAACCAUAUAUACCCUGCGUUGUUUCAUGAAGCUAAAACCCUUAAAAAAUCACGUUUUAAAAAAAUCAAAAACGAUAUGGCAGCUCAUUUCAAAUGUCUUCUUUAUAUUUUGUAUGAACAAAAACAAUGCCAUCAUACCUCAAACGCCGAUUUCUAUCUAGAAUGGAUAAAUGUUAAAACUCUAUUAUCGAAAAAUACUCCAGAAUUACUCGACAAUUCAAAAAAUGUUGUUUUAUCACCUACACCAUUGUGUGUUAUAAAGACGGAUGGUUUUAUCCUUGUUAUUAAAGAAAAACAAAUCUGUUUAUAUAAUAUAUCGCCCAGGUUGGAGUGUCAAUUUGUUUAUUUAAUGGCAAUUUCUGACGAAGCCCAUUUGAUUCCGCCAGUUAAAUCAUUUACAUUACAUUCUAGUAAUAAACGAUGGCUUAUAACAGAUGCUAUUGGAAAACUCUUUUUAUUAGUGUUAACACCCUAUCAUAGUUUUGUUCCCGCAACAGUUUCUUGUCAAAAAGACUCUCCUUUACACUUUUUACCCAUAGGUUUAAUUAAUCCAAUUUCUAAUCUGGUUUUACUUGAUUAUAAAAAAAUUAAAAAAUAUAAUCCAUUAUUUUUAAAGCAUAAUCCCCCUCUAAAAAAAAAAUCUUAUUCAAAAUAUCAAUACGUCAUCUACAUGGGCUCAAAAACAGGGGAUCACUUGAUACUUUGCUUCUCUCUUAUCAAUAAUUGGAGUAUUAAACAAACGAUUUCCUGUCAAAUUUUAAAAACAUUCCCCAACUUCUCCCCCAUUAUUGAUAUUGCGUGUUCAAAAGAAUCGAAAAGCUUAACAAAUCAAUUAAUUUUUACUACAGGAUUCUCAAAUGAAGGGAAAAUUCGCGUUGUAUCAAACGGGAAUCCGUUUUCCUCUCAAAAAUGUGUUUAUAAGAAAUCGUUACCAUACUUUUUCUCCGUUAUAAGUCAACGACGUCAUGGAUGUCUUGAUUCUCUUUUGCUUUUUAAGGUGGCGACAAAUGUAUUAGCCCUUUCAGUGUUCUUUAUUUUUCUACAGUGUCUUCCUCUACAACAUAACCAAACAAUCGUUUCCAUUAUUCGACGCGAUUUCCAAAAAGACGCUUCUUUAAUGCUACAAACGUUACCACAUCUACCAACUUUUUUGUUACACACACCUUUUCUUUACAUUGGAGAUAUUGUGGAUUCUCCUUUUUUUAUCUUUAUAACAACGAGUACUGUCAUGCUCAUUGAUUCCUUGUCUUUUGAGAUAAUUCGCUCUAUAGGGUCAAAUGAUUCUGUUUUUGACUAUAAUGGCCCUAAGCAGUUUAGUUUUGCAACAGGAGACGAAACUACAUUUAUUGUAGCUAUGCAACAUAGUUUAUUCAUUUUUUUAUCCAUCGAUUCCUUAAAACCGACCUGCCAUCUUUGCAUUAAUACAGAAAUACAAGCCGCUGAUAUUUCUGAGCAUAUGGGUAUUGUUUCUGUUUUGGAUUGGAAUGGUUCUUUAUUUAUUUACGCUAUAACUAGAGAAAAACCAGAAAACAUCCCUCUCAAAAUACAGUGCUUACUAACAUAUCAGUUUACUUCCAGCCAUCAACAUUUGAGUAUACCUUGCUCUUUGACACAGUGUAAUUUACUACCUUGCGAAUUGUUUCCUAGAAAAAAAACCUUUUUACAAAAAUGGAAUGUUUUCAAGUCGUUUUUUGUCAUUAUUGUAGGAUUUUCGGAUGGUACUUUACAAUGUUUGAUUGUAUCUCAAAAAACAGAAAGUAAUAAAUGUCAAUUAAAUAUUACCCACGUUAGACAUUAUUUUGUUGGAACAUCACCUAUUCGUUUCAAAAAAAUCUUUACCGUUGAAAAAAAAUUUAAUCUGGAAAAAGAAAUUUUAAUAAUAUGUGAUUCUCCAGCAUUAUUAAGACGUCAUCACCUAUUACGAUUCUAUUUUGUUCCCCUUAAUAUCCCUUAUUUAUUUGACGCUGUUAUCUGGAAUUAUAAAACAACCUGGUUAUUACAAAAAAAGCUUCCCAUUAGCAUAACAAAAACGUACAAAGCUUUAAAAGAUACCAUAACGAACAAAGAAGAUUUGUUUACAGUUUGCGGAACACGCAAAGCCUUAAAAAACUGUAAAGACUUUUCUUUCUUCAUCAGCAACAAUAUUGUAGUCUCACGUAAUUUUUUUAUUAAAAGUAUUCCUAUUGAUGCUUCCCCAGAUCGAUUAGCUUACCAUAAAGAACACUCUUUAAUACUUGUUGCCGCUCUUAAAGAAUCAAUGAGAUGCGUAUCUUUCUCUAAGGAACUUUCUAGUCGCAUUAUAAUCAUUGAUUCUGAGACUUUCAAGCUAGAUGAACAAUGCUUGGCUUCUGAUGAGUUUCCGACAUCCUUACAAUGUUGCUACUUUCCAAAAUUUAAAAAGGAAUUUGUGUUAUUGGGUUCAACGAAAAUGACAGAUCCUGUAAAGGGAUGUUUUCGAAUUUUCGCAUUGCGAAUUAACCAAAACAUACAUCAUAAACGCCAUUAUAAUUUACCAGCAAUAACAAAAAACAAGCAAAGCAAAAACUCUUGCAAAAGUUGGUUGCUGGAACCAAUAAUUGAAGAAAACACUGGUGGUGUUAGUGCUUUGGCUCAUCAAAGAGAAUAUAUAAUUAUAGCGUGCUCAAAUAGAAUAAAAAUUGGUCUUCUCAGAUAUAAGAAGUAUCAUAACGAAAUUCGAGUAUCGAAUCCAAUCGAAACUGAUUCGGAGAUUUACUUUGAGCUUCUUAAAGAGUAUACUUCGCAUUGUUUUAUUCAUACAAUUCACGCGUCACAUAAGAUCUUAAUCGUUUACCUUACACGAUCUUUUGGAGUAUACUCUCUUAAUAUCGAUGAAAAUAAUAUAGAAGAAUGCGAAUUGAUCGAGAUGGUACUUGACUCCUCGUCUACAUGGACGAAUACCGCAAUUUUCGCGGAUUGUUCUUCUAAUAUAUAUAUGACGAACACCUCAAAUGAAAUUAUAAGCUUUGAAUACGAGGAGGACACGAUCACCAGUUUACAAACUAAUGACAUUAACACAAAGACUACUUCAGACUCUCACAGAAAAGCUACGCUUUUCAAAAAGGCAUCAAUCGAUACAGGAAAUUUCAUUCAGUGUUUUGCCAGUGUAACUUCCCCAUCGGACGUAGUUAACUAUCCCGAACAACAUACUCAAAAUUUAUUUCUAAUGAGCCAUAAAACAUUUUGGGGUAGUAACCAAGGAGCGUUUGGUGUCAUUUGCGGCUUGAAAAAAAAUGCAUUUACGUUACUUAUCGAUUUGCAACAUGCCAUUUUACCAUUUAUUAAUUUCCCUUUAGGCUAUAAUGAAACAAGUGACACUUUUUUACUGAAAGAGAAAACCAAGAACUCGUUAAAUUAUGAGUUUGUUAACGGUGAUAUUCUCGAGCAACUGUUAGACUUUCCACUGAAUAUUCAAGAAGAAAUUUUUACGAAUAUACAAAACCACGAAUAUUAUCAUUUUGAAAGUUUGUCUCACUUUCUUUGUCACAUACACCAAAUAACCCGCCGGUGUAUAUAACCAUUGGUGUUCAACGAUUUCGCAAUGUUUUGUUCAAUUUAUGUGUUGAUACAAUACUCCAAAAAAAACAAUAAAAUCACUCUUCCAUAUAAAGUACGCAGUGCUCAGUACUAUUGUGUAACUUUUUAAAAUACGAAAUAUCUGAAACUCUUC
This is a messenger RNA of Hylaeus volcanicus, 4544 nucleotides long. RefSeq lists its product as uncharacterized. Lineage: Eukaryota; Metazoa; Arthropoda; Insecta; Hymenoptera; Colletidae. The coding region runs from base 78 to 4391 and encodes 1437 amino acids. The transcript is spliced from 22 exons. The record is from RefSeq and is a predicted model, not a curated record. Gene Ontology annotation, cellular component: nucleus. Gene Ontology annotation, molecular function: nucleic acid binding; protein binding.